AUGUCCGAAUACAUCACCCCAAUGGGCCGCAUAAAGCACAGAAGCACAACCGGCCUACGACCCGUCAACCAGCGAAAGAUUGCAAAGGCUAUUCGGAGAGCAAUCGGCAUCGGCCUCAUGCCAAGUGUCCACAGACAUCCCGAGAUUCUGGCAGCGGAAGCAAAGGCGAGGAUGGAGGGAACCCCCAUCUAUUAG
Messenger RNA from Aspergillus fischeri NRRL 181, 195 nucleotides. RefSeq names its product mitochondrial 37S ribosomal bS18m domain-containing protein. Gene Ontology annotation, cellular component: ribosome; mitochondrial small ribosomal subunit. Gene Ontology annotation, molecular function: small ribosomal subunit rRNA binding; structural constituent of ribosome. The record is from RefSeq and is a predicted model, not a curated record. The transcript has a single exon. Lineage: Eukaryota; Fungi; Ascomycota; Eurotiomycetes; Eurotiales; Aspergillaceae. Gene Ontology annotation, biological process: mitochondrial translation. The coding region runs from base 1 to 195 and encodes 64 amino acids.